UUCAUCUGUUGCUGUUCUCCGAAGCGAGGUGUCUAAUCAUUCCUCACCUGCACUCCUCUGCUUGACCCAUCCCUCGAAGCUGCUCAAGUUCAUCAUGCACUCACUCUUUGCACUCCUGCCAAUACUUCACUCCCUUUUUCCCACGGUCUUUGCAGCUCCUUCAUUUCUGAAUCAUUCUGAACCAGCUUACUGCCCAGGAGGAAACCCAGGCAAUGAUGUCCAGGCACAGCCAGCGUUGCUUGGGUCCGUCUUCAUCAAGAGACAAGCCGACCAGCCUCGAUGUGGACCCUCACAAGGCAAUCAAUUAUGUGGCCUCGGUACAUGCUGCUCAGGUACCGGCUUCUGCGUGAGUCCACUGUCCAUCAAGUCACGAUCGCUGCUGACACUGUUCAGGGAACUGGCAGCGACUUCUGCAGUGUUCCUCAAAAUUGCCAACCGAACUACGGCUUUUGUGACUCCGACAUUACGCCCACUGGCCCAGACACUUCCGCUGAACAACGCAAUGCACAAGGACCGGUGCCCUACGGUCAAUUCAUCUUCAAUUGCACUAUGCCACAAACUCUCGCGUUGACCUACGAUGAUGGACCAUCAAACAACACUCAAGAACUCCUAGACAUCCUGAUGAGCGCUGGUGCGAACGCCACAUUCUUUGUGUCGGGUAACACCAAUGGAAAAGGCGCGAUUGACAGGACUCCUGAAUGGGUCAGCGCCAUCAAGCGUAUGGAUGCCGAGGGACACCAGAUUGGAUCUCACACCUGGUCUCAUCCGGACUUGAACAACUUGUCAUCCGAAGAUCGUGGAGUCGAUAUGAGGAAGAAUGAGAGGGCAAUUGCCAAUAUCCUCAACAAAUAUCCAACCUACAUGCGUCCCCCAUACGAAAACUGUAACAGCGAGAGUGGAUGUCUGACUGAUAUGAACAACCUGGGAUAUCACGUCGUAGCACACUCACUGGAUAGCCAAGACUGGGCAAACCCAGACAAUCUCAGUGCCAUGGUCGAUACUUUUGACUCCGGACUUGGUCAGGCACUCCCUAAUGGAAGUAUGCUGCUCAUGCAGCACGAAAGAUUUUCGGUCUCAGCUAUCAAUCUCACCAGAUAUAUCUUGAUGGACAUCACUCAGAGAGGGUGGAAAGUCAGCACACUCGCAGACUGUCUGGGUGACGACCCUCGAAAUUGGUAUCGCACGCCUUCACGGACUGAGCCAGCAACCAUGGCGAUUGAUGGCUGUGUCGUCUCUCGCAAUGGCUUCUGUGGGACGUUGAAUGUAUUCACAAACAAGCAAGAGUGUGAUGACAGUAACAGAAACUGUUACACCCAGGUCGACGAUUGUAACAGCGCCAACAAAGGCGCGGUCUGUGAUGACAUGAAGAACAUCUGUGAUUUUCAAUCCUUGUAUUGUGCAUCCUGUGGGACCAUGACGCCGAAUAUCAGCUGCGAGACGAAGGACUUUGGGUUUUCAAACCAACCAUGAGGGAGAAGGAUGGAUCGCUGUAAGGCUUGGAACAGAGCGAAGUGGCGGUGGUUGAGAAGCUGGUGAAGCACCCGUCCACGAGGGAGCUCCAGAGGCAUCCACUCCCAUUGCUGGGUCUGUACCGAUGCUGGGUAGUUAUAGAUUAGUGCAUUUUUAUGAAUGAACAAAGUCAAUGUUCCUUUCUUGGGUCCUAAA
Exophiala viscosa is the source of this 1665-nucleotide messenger RNA. RefSeq names its product chitin deacetylase. Gene Ontology annotation, molecular function: hydrolase activity, acting on carbon-nitrogen (but not peptide) bonds. The transcript has 2 exons. Gene Ontology annotation, biological process: carbohydrate metabolic process. The record is from RefSeq and is a predicted model, not a curated record. NCBI's taxonomy places the organism in Eukaryota, Fungi, Ascomycota, Eurotiomycetes, Chaetothyriales, Herpotrichiellaceae. The coding region runs from base 280 to 1470 and encodes 396 amino acids.